Messenger RNA from Vombatus ursinus (common wombat), 2563 nucleotides. It is a transcript of the gene ADA2, whose product is annotated as adenosine deaminase 2. Lineage: Eukaryota; Metazoa; Chordata; Mammalia; Diprotodontia; Vombatidae. The record is from RefSeq and is a predicted model, not a curated record. Gene Ontology annotation, molecular function: adenosine deaminase activity. The transcript is spliced from 10 exons. Gene Ontology annotation, biological process: inosine biosynthetic process; adenosine catabolic process. The coding region runs from base 96 to 1631 and encodes 511 amino acids.
AUGAGAUGGUGAGCUCACUUUGAUUCUGUUGAAGCAGCUGUUUGGGUGAGCAAGCUUGCAGUCUGCAUUUUCUGGAGCUGCCUUGAGGUGUCCCUAUGUUGCUGACUGGCCAGAUUAAAUGGUUAGCCGUGCUGCUAGCCACAAUGGUCUUUUCUCUCUGCUUAGCCCUUCCCUUAGAUGAUUACCGGAAAGCUCUUAUAAGGACAGAAGAGAUGUUGCAAAUUGGGGGGGAGCUGUUGUUAACAGAACAAGAAGAGCUGGCCAAUGAGAAACUAAUGGCCCUCAAAAAUGCAGAGAUUACACAGGCAAUGAAAAAAAAUCAAUUUCCACCUAGCAUGCACUUCUUCCGGGCCAAGAAGCUUAUUGAAGAAAGUAAGGUGUUCUGUGUCUUAAAGAAGAUGCCAAAAGGAGCUGCUUUACACCUCCACGACUUUGGCAUCUUGAGUGUUGACUGGUUGGUGAGGAAUGUCACCUACAGACCCCACUGCCAUCUCUGUUUCACUCCAAGUGGCAACCUGAAGUUCAGAUUUGCUGACCCUGCCCCUCCAACCCCAAAGCCAGAGGGCUGCUCUGAGUGGAUUUUGCUAGAGAAGUAUAGAAAGCAGCUGCAAAAUGUCACUGAGUUUGACAACAGCUUGCUGAGAAACUUCACCCUGGUGCUGGAGGACCCUGAGAUAGCAUACUCAGAUCAAGCCGUCAUCUGGGCAAGGUUUGAAAACAUCUUUAUUGCUGUUAGUGGCCUGGUCCAUUAUGCACCAGUGUUUAGAGAGUAUUUCGCUAGAGGUCUGGAGGAGUUCUAUGAGGACAAUGUGCAGUACUUGGAGCUAAGAGCCACACUCUACCCGGUAUAUGAACUAAAUGGGCAAACACAUGACCAAGAGUGGUCACUGAAGACUUAUCAAGAAGUGGCCCAGAAGUUUGCCAAAGACCAUCCUGACUUCACUGGAGUCAGAAUCAUUUAUAGCAAUAACAGGAAGAAUGAUGUAGAUCGUGUUGCUGAAUCUGUCCAGAUAGCUAUGAAGCUCAGAGUCAAGUUCCCAGAGAGCAUGGCAGGAUUUGACCUGGUGGGUCAAGAGGACAAGGGGCAUUCCUUGUGGGACCUGAAGGAGGCUUUGCUCCUCCCAGCCACUCAAGGCUUUGACCUGCCUUACUUCUUCCACGCUGGAGAGACAAAUUGGCAGGGCACUUCCAUAGAUGAGAACGUUCUGGAUGCCCUAGUGCUGAACACCACCAGGAUUGGCCAUGGAUUUGCUCUGGGCAGACACCCGAUGGCCAGAAAUGUUUCUUGGAAUAGGGACAUCCCAAUAGAAGUGUGUCCCAUCUCUAACCAGGUCCUCCAGUUGGUAUCUGACCUAAGGAACCACCCAGCAGCUUCUCUGAUGUCCAGUGGGCACCCUAUGGUGGUCAGUUCUGAUGAUCCAUCUAUCUUUGGGGCCAAGGGCUUGUCUUAUGACUUCUAUGAAGCUUUCAUGGGCAUUGGAGGGAUGAAGGCUGACUUGAGGACCCUCAAACAGCUGGCAUUGAAUUCAAUCAAGUAUAGCUCCCUGUCAGUGGACAAGAAGAAAACCACUAAGGAAGUCUGGCAGAAGAAAUGGGACAAGUUUGUGGAUGACCUGGCCAAGUUACUAUGAAGUAACUUAUAUCCACUGAGAAUUUUCUUGAGGCCAUAGCUGCAAGAACUAAGCCUUCUUGAACAAACACCUUAUAUAUCUACAUCCUGGCUCACAUUCUGAUCUUUGGAAGAGAAAAGCAAUAAGCUGGUCCUCUCACCUCUCUGAAAAUAAAUGAAUCCGUGGGACUCUUCGGAACUGUGGGGCAUGUGGCCCAUAUAGCCAGAUAGUGACAAAUCCUUAGAACUCCCAGGCGAACUAAUGUUUUCCUGUGAGCCUGUCAUCUUGAAUCCUGGCUGGCAGUCAGCCCUUUCUCCUUUAGUUUAUGCCCUUUAGGUAGAUUUUGCCAGAAUAGAACCUGCUACUGGAAGUAGCAGAUAGUAUAGUCAAAAGAGCAUUGGACUUGAAGUCAGGACACUUGGGUUUGAGUCCUGCCCCUGACUAGUUGUAUAGCCAUAGAAAAUUCACUUAACCUUGCUCAAUGUUUGUUUUUUUUUUCAGAUGUAAGAUAGACAUAAUAAAAUUUACACUACCUACCUCACAAGGCUAUAAAAAUGUGAGCUAUCAUUAUACUUGCCAGAAGUGCUUCGGCAGAGCCUAUCAGGUGUGGGGAAGAUAGCCCUAGUCUGAGUGGAAGGUUUGAUUGGAUGAUGUCUAAGCUCUAACUCAAGGAUCUGGUCACUCUCUGAUUGAUAACCUUCACCUAUGCCCAGGACAGUGUCUUUAGGUCACAAAUUAAUAAUAAUUCUAGUUUUAAAAAGUGGUGAAAAUUAUGGGACUAUCCCAGUGGUGCAUAUAAGACUGCCACACAGGCUGCCAUGGCAGUAAAUGGGGGCCAGCAGUAUAGCCAGGACCCAAGUAGGCUUCCUACUCUGGUAAAAUGAGAUAGUUGAUGUUGGUGGAGCUGUGAACUGGUCCAACCAUUCUGGAGAACAAUUUGGAACUAUGGACAU